Molecule: messenger RNA, 888 nt
Organism: Hyaloscypha bicolor E
Lineage: Eukaryota; Fungi; Ascomycota; Leotiomycetes; Helotiales; Hyaloscyphaceae
Product: NADH-cytochrome b5 reductase-like protein
Exons: 3
Coding region: 1-888 (295 amino acids)
Biological process (GO): ergosterol biosynthetic process
Molecular function (GO): cytochrome-b5 reductase activity, acting on NAD(P)H
Source: RefSeq, a predicted model, not a curated record
AUGUCGACUCAUUACCUUUGGAGAUCUAGACCACAAAAGGCUAUCCUGACACUCGCCCUCUCAGGAGUUGGGUCAUGGGCCGUCACCUCUUAUUUCACCAGGAAUGCUUUCGCCGAUGAUGGCGAACCAGCGACCGCCUUCCCAAGCAAACUUGGGACUUCCUUGCGCCUGGAAAGUUCAGAAAGUGUCAAUCACAACACCAAACGUCUACGCUUCGAAUUUCCAAAUCCAACUGCCCGUAGCGGGCUGACUUUGACAUCGACUGUCUUCAUAGCAGCCUGGCCGAAGGGUAGAUGGUUUCCUGUUAUCCGACCUUACACUCCUGUGAGUUCUCUAAAUCAGCGCGGGUCCAUUGACCUCAUGGUCAAGAAAUAUCCCAACGGCAAAGCAAGCACAUACCUCCACUCCCUGACACCAGGAGACUCUCUCUAUUUUCUCACACCAGUCUCACUUGGCUACCGAUGGACACCUAACCAAUACCCACACAUCAUCCUGAUCGCCGGAGGCGCUGGAAUUACACCCAUCUAUCAACUCGCCCAAGGGAUCCUCAACAAUCCGGAAGAUAAGACCACGAUUACCCUGGUGUUUGGCGUCAACAGCGACGCAGACGUUCUCCUGCGCAAGGAGUUCAAGGAUUUCGAGCAGCGUUUUUCGGGUCGAUUUAAGGCCGUCUACACAGUCAGUAAUCCUACGGACGGCUCGCCGUUCCAGAAAGGAUACGUCACGAAAGAGCUAUUAGAAGAAAUUGGAGUUAGAGGAGAGAAGAAAGAUACGAAAGUUUUUGUCUGUGGGCCGCCAGCAAUGGAGAAAGCUCUUGUUGGCGCGAGAAAGCAGGGUGGGGUUUUAGAGCAGCUUGGGUACAGGAAAGAUCAGAUUCAUGUCUUUUAG